UUCAUCCAUCUGAGUGUUCAGGAGUUUCUGGCUGCUCUUCAUGUCCAUCUGACCUUCAUCAACUCUGGACUCAAUCUACUGGAAGAAGAACAAACAACCUCCAAGAAGUCUAAUUUCUUUGGGAAAAAAAGAAAUUUUAAAUCUUUCUACCGGAGUGCUGUGGACAAGGCCUUACAGAGCCCAUAUGGACAGCUGGACUUGUUCCUCCGCUUCCUCCUGGGUCUUUGUCUUCAGACCAAUCAGACUCUCCUACGGGGCCUGCUGACAAAGACAAGAGGUAACUCACAGACCAAUCAGGAAACAGUCCAGUACAUCAAGAAGAAGCUCAGCGAGAACCUGAGUGCAGAUAAGAGCAUCAAUUUGUUCCACUGUCUGAAUGAACUUAAUGAUCGUUCUCUAGUGGAGGAGAUCCAACAGUCCCUUAGUUCAGUAAGUCUCUCCACAGAUGAACUGUCUCCUGCUCAGUGGUCAGCUCUGGUCUUCAUCUUACUGUCAGAGAAAGAUCUGGAUGUGUUUGACCUGAAGAAAUACUCUGCUUCAGAGGAGGCUCUUCUGAGGCUGCUGCCAGUGGUCAAAGCCUCCAACAAAGCUCUGCUCAGUGAAUGUUUCCUCUCAGAGAGAAGCUGUGAAGCUCUGUCCUCAGUCCUCAGCUCCCAGUCGUCUAGUUUGAGAGAGCUGGAUGCAAGCAACAACAACCUGCAGGAUUCGGGGGUGAAGCUUCUGUCUGUUGGACUGCAGAUGCUGGACCUGAAUUACAACAACCUCCAGGAUUCAGGAGUGAAACUUCUGUCAGCUGCACUGACAAAUCCAAGUUGUAUGCUGCAAACUCUGAGACUGAGUGUUUGUAACCUCUCAGAGAGAAGCUGUGAAGCUCUGUCCUUAGUCCUCAGCUCCCAGUCGUCUAGUUUGAGAAAGCUGGAUGCAAGCAACAACAACCUGCAGGAUUCAGGAGUGAAGCUUCUUUCUGUUGGACUGCAGAGUCCACAUUGUACACUGGAAACUUUGAGACUGAUUGGCUGUAACCUCACAAAGAAAAGCUGUGAAAGUCUGUCUUCAAUUCUUAGCUCCCGGCCCUGCAGUCUAAGAGUGCUGGAUCUGAGUUAUAACAACCUGCAUGACUCAGGAGUGAAGAUUCUGUCUGCUGGAGUGAGAAGUCCAUACUGUAAACUAGAAAAUCUCAGUCUGUCAGGCUGCCUGAUCACAGAAGAAGGCUGUACUUCUCUGGCCACAGCUCUGCGAUCCAACCCCUCCUAUCUGAGAGAGCUGGACCUGAGCUACAAUCAUCCAGGACACUCGGGAAUGAAGCUGUUGUCAGCUGGACUGAAGGAUCCACGCUUGAGACUGGACAUUCUUAGGUAUGGAGAGAAUGUCUGAUAGAGGUGGAAGAGCUGGAAACAUUUCCUGUGUCCUUCACUCUUUGUUUGUUUUUAUAUGGAUGUGACAUGAAUAAUAACACUAAAGAAAUAUUUUCAGGAACAGAAACACUAAUCUAUCUGAAUGAUUAAGAUAUUAAUGUAAGGGAGUUUACAAGGAGACAUUUUUCACAGGAUAACUGUCUUUUGCUCUUCACAUAUUCACAAUUUGCAUCGACAUCUGCAUGUUUAAUAGUUCAGUCAUUUUAAAGAAAAAUGAUCUUCUGUUCGACCUGAUUCAAAUUAGAUUAAUUAAUUAAUUAGAUUAAUCUCUCUACAGAAACAUGCCUCUGACAAGAUCAGCCUAACUUCAUAAAAAGACUGGAAGCAGGGCAAUUUGUUUACCUAGCUUGACCAAAAGUUGAAAAAUUAAUCAUUUGUAAAUUGUUAAUAAAGCUAACUCUAGUAGAACCUAACAAGAACAGCAU
This is a messenger RNA of Haplochromis burtoni (Burton's mouthbrooder), 1840 nucleotides long. RefSeq names its product NACHT, LRR and PYD domains-containing protein 12-like. The transcript is spliced from 6 exons. Gene Ontology annotation, molecular function: protein binding. The annotation marks the transcript as partial. NCBI's taxonomy places the organism in Eukaryota, Metazoa, Chordata, Actinopteri, Cichliformes, Cichlidae. The record is from RefSeq and is a predicted model, not a curated record.